AUGGGCUCCAAUGGCUUUCAUCGAUUCUCUCAUGGCCAUCAGGAUUUGCUACUCGCCGUGAGCUACAACUUCUAUGGCACGCGCAUGGCGACCGCUUCGGCGGAUCACAAAGUCAAGGUCUGGGACCGCAACGACAAGACUGGCCAGUGGAUCGUGAUUGACGUGUGGACGGCUCAUGAUGCAGAGGUCACGGACGUCGCUUGGAAUGGGCCGUUUGUGGGAGAGCACCUAGCUACGGUUGGAGAGGAUGGGUUUCUGAGGGUGUGGCAAGAAGAUGUGAAUGAAGGCCACAACUCCGGGCGUAGGUUCAGAAAGAUCUUUGAGCAAAGGACCGCCACUGGAGUUCCUUAUGUGUGCCUCGAUUUGAAGAACAUUGGCACCGAGACUUAUCUCGCGGCCAUUACCCGUGAUGGCUAUUUGACCGUGUACGAACCAGAAGACCAUGAUGAUCUCUCGGCGUGGCGCAUCUUGUGGGCUGAUUAUCUUGUCAAGACACCUUCCCGAACGGAGGAGACGGCGUUCAGGCUCAGCUGGCACAAGGAGAAGAUUCCCGCCUGGCCGGCGGUUAUUGCUGGUCUUGAUCGGAAAAGUCUCAGCCUCGCCGUUGCUGUCGGCACCUCGGUGAAGGUCUUUCGAACAGACAAGGAUCGCAAAUUCUACACAGCCGCCACGCUCGAAGGAGCAAAGGAGCUCGUGCGGGACGUCGACUGGGCGAAUGGGAGCAUGCGGGGAUUUGACGCAAUUGCUACUGCCAGCAAAGAUGGAUAUGUGCGUAUCUACGAGCUUCAUACCGCGCCACACCCGCCAUCACACCGCGACUCAACCUCCGAUGAUGUUUCAUCUUCGGCUCCGUCUCCGAUGGCAAAGCCGCAAAGAUCCGGCAUAGGAGCUGGAUUAGCAGGUGGACUGCGUGGGAGCCGUGACGAGAAUGCCGGCGCACCGGGAGCUGUAAAGCAGGAAACUAAGCUUGUUGCGGAGUUGGAUGCACAAAGCCAGACGCCAUGGCGUGUGGCUUGGGCGCCCAUGGCUGACAUGCUCCUCUCCACCGGUGACGACGGCACUUCGCGGAUAUGGAAGAAGUCGGUCGAUGGGAAAUGGCUGCAAGCUGCGGAGAUUGACGCCAUAGGUGGCGCGCCUUGA
This is a messenger RNA of Ramularia collo-cygni, 1140 nucleotides long. Its product is annotated as related to nuclear pore protein (SEH1). Gene Ontology annotation, biological process: cellular response to amino acid starvation; positive regulation of TORC1 signaling. NCBI's taxonomy places the organism in Eukaryota, Fungi, Ascomycota, Dothideomycetes, Mycosphaerellales, Mycosphaerellaceae. Gene Ontology annotation, cellular component: Seh1-associated complex; nuclear pore outer ring. The coding region runs from base 1 to 1140 and encodes 379 amino acids. The record is from RefSeq and is a predicted model, not a curated record. The transcript has a single exon. Gene Ontology annotation, molecular function: protein binding; structural molecule activity.